UCAAUGACGAGACAAUUGUUCUUCACGUGGUCUCCACCGUGGCGAAUGGAGUGGGCAGCCAGUGUAUAAAUUAAACCAGCGCCAGCCUCAUCUGUAGUUCUACCACCUGUUUUUCUUUCAGCCUUCACGACCGGUUAUCAACAAGGACCCAAUCAUGAACGGUCACUCCAAUGGAAAGAUCAGCAACACUGUUGAAGACUACAACAGAAACGAAAAAAAGUGCUUCGGCGACCUCGCCGUAGAAAUGAAAAAGUCUGCGGUAAUCUGCGAACAAGAGUUUUCUCGCAAAAAGACAGAAGACGAGUCCAGGUUGCCAGCCAUCGAGGCGGCGUACUCGAUCAUCCUACGUGAACUGGGAGAGGACACCGAUCGCCAGGGCUUAUUGCGCACACCUUUACGCGCCGCCAAAGCCAUGCAGUUCCUUACCAAGGGCUACCAUGAGAAUGUUAACGAUAUCCUGAAUGAUGCCAUAUUUGACGAAGACCACGACGAGAUGGUGAUUGUGAAGGACAUCGACAUGUUCUCACUGUGUGAACACCACCUGGUGCCCUUCUUCGGAAAAGUUCAUAUAGGCUACCUGCCAAACCAAAAAGUUGUGGGACUAAGCAAGCUGGCAAGGAUCGUGGAGAUCUUCAGUCGGAGACUUCAAGUACAGGAGCGUCUGACCAAGCAGAUCGCCACGGCCGUUUCAGAGGCCCUGCAGCCGAAGGGGGUCGCUGUGGUCAUCGAGGCUGCGCACAUGUGUAUGGUGAUGCGUGGAGUGCAGAAGAUCAACACCCGAACAGUGACCAGCACCAUGCUGGGUCUGUGCAGGGAAGACCCAAAGACCCGGGAAGAGUUCCUCUCCCUCACCAUGCGCUAGAGCUGAUGUAACUCCUCCCCCCACACACCCACCCAGCCCCCCAUAACAGAAACACACAUGCACCCACAAGCCUUCGAUCCACAGCUGAUGGGAGAUGGACCAGAUCAAUGUUGUAAAUAAGAAACUGUUCUUAAUGUUUUAUCUGGAAAAAUAAAGGUAAAAAAAGAAGAAGAAAAAGAUGCAUGUGGAUCAACGGUCCUGAACACCACUUUUACUCCAUUGAGCCAAUUCUUGGAAAUAAAGUGUUAUGGCUCAUUUAGGGGGUUCAUGUCAGGUCGAUCGGUAUUCACGAUGGUACGCCGGACAUCCACAGUACAAGAACGCAAUAUUUAUAACGUUAUGCAUGUUGGGUCCAUAUUUACCCAAGAGAGUUUACACUCAUUUGAAAGACGUCUGCCUGGUUUUGGUUCCACUGGUGCUAUUUUCUUCAAACUGGGAACCUAAAUCCUACCAUCGGUGCCUUGAAUCCUACCCUUGCUAACUUGAAUCCUACCCUUGCUAACUUGAAUCUACCCUUUCUAACUUGAAUCCUACCCUUGCUAACUUGAAUCCUACCCUUGCAAACUUGAAUCCUACCCUUGCUAACUUGAAUCCUACCCUUGCUAACUUGAAUCCUACCCUUGCUAACUUGAAUCCUGCCCUUGCUAACUUGAAUCCUACCCUUGCUGCCUGAAUUUCAUGGAUAUAUUCUGCAUUCGAAGUAUCAGAAUUGAUCAUAUAGAUAUAUAUUAUAGCAUUGUAAUUUUAGUAGGGUUGGUCUGGGGAAAUAUUUACAUACUUGUUUUCAGGUUAAUUAUUAAAAAUAUACUUGUUAAUGUGUAUGGUUACAAAGGCCAUUUGUCAAAAAUAAGAUCCAUGUUGUGAUGUUGCAGUAUUUAGCAUUUUUAAGUUUAUCAGAUGUCCAGUAUCAUGAGCUAUUUUAAUGUUUGUUGGUUCUUUAACCAAAUAAAAAUGUAUUAAUAUAAAGUGUCUGCUCUAUAGGAAAGUC
Molecule: messenger RNA, 1850 nt
Organism: Gadus morhua (Atlantic cod)
Lineage: Eukaryota; Metazoa; Chordata; Actinopteri; Gadiformes; Gadidae
Gene: gch2
Product: GTP cyclohydrolase 2
Exons: 6
Coding region: 155-862 (235 amino acids)
Biological process (GO): tetrahydrofolate biosynthetic process; tetrahydrobiopterin biosynthetic process
Cellular component (GO): cytoplasm
Molecular function (GO): zinc ion binding; GTP binding; GTP cyclohydrolase I activity
Source: RefSeq, a predicted model, not a curated record